Erinaceus europaeus (western European hedgehog) is the source of this 2542-nucleotide messenger RNA. It is a transcript of the gene RASAL3, whose product is annotated as RAS protein activator like 3. NCBI's taxonomy places the organism in Eukaryota, Metazoa, Chordata, Mammalia, Eulipotyphla, Erinaceidae. The transcript is spliced from 13 exons. The annotation marks the transcript as partial. The record is from RefSeq and is a predicted model, not a curated record. Gene Ontology annotation, biological process: regulation of GTPase activity.
GGCCUACUCAAGAGGCUGAAAGAGAAGAAAAAAAUCCGGACACACAGCUCCCGGGAGGGGCCCCCCAGCACCCUGGGCUCCCGGGAGUCACUGGCCGCCCUCUCUGAGCUGGACCUGGGCGCCGAGCGAGAUGUACAGGUGCGGGCACUGCACCCAAGCCUUCUAGAGGAGCCCUUCUGCUUCCAGGUCUCCUGGGCCGGUGGGAGCCGCUGCUUCUCCUGCAGCUCAGCCUCGGAGAGAGACCGCUGGAUCUCGGACUUGCGCCGUCAGCUCCAGCCCAGCCAGGACUGCGCCCGGCGCGAGGGGACGUGGCUCAGCGUGUGGGUGCACGAGGCCAAGGGGCUGCCGCGCGGGUCUGGGGGCCCCGGGGUGCGCGCCGAGCUCUGGCUGGACGGGGCGCUGCUGGCGCGCACGGCGGCUCGGGGCGGCCCGGGGCCCCUCUUCUGGGCCGAGCGCUUCCACUUCGAGGCGCUGCCGGCCGCGCGCCGCCUGUCCCUGCGCCUGCGGGGCGCCCCCGGGUGCCCGGCCCUGGGCAGGGUGACGCUGGGCCUGGGCGAGCCGGAUGCCGCGGGCCUGGAGCGCUGGUUCCCGCUGCAGGGCGCCCCGGAGGGCGCGGCGCUGCGGGCCCGGGUCCGAGCUCGGCGCCUGAGGGUGCUGCCUUCCGAGCGCUACAAGGAGCUGGCGGAGUUCGUCACCUUCCACUACGCGCGGCUGUGCGGGGCCCUGGAGCCCGCGCUGUCCACCCCCGGCAAGGAGGAGCUGGCCGGCGCCAUGGUGCGCGUGCUGCAGGCCACCGGGCGCGCCCAGGCACUGGUGAGCGACCUGGGCGUGAUGGAGCUGACCCGCUGCGGAGGGCGGGAGGCACUCCUUUUUCGGGAGAACACGCUGGCCGCCAAGGCCGUGGAGGAGUACAUGAAGCUGGUGGCUCAGGGCUACCUGCAGGAGACGCUCGGGCCGGUGGUGCGGAGUCUCUGCGUGUCUCUGGGCGACUGCGAGGUGGACCCCAGCAAGUGCCCGGCCGCCGAGCUGCCCCAGAACCAGGCCCGGCUCUGGACAGGCUGCCAGGAGACGUUUGAGAGCAUUGUCCACUCCAGCGACUGGUUCCCUGCCGAGCUGGGCGCCGUCUUUGGCAGCUGGUGGGAGGCCUGCCGGGCGCGGGGCUCAGAGGCACUGGCCCCCCGCCUUGUGUCCGCCUCCCUGUUCCUUCGGCUGCUCUGCCCUGCCCUGCUGGCCCCCCAGCUCUUUGAGCUCACCCCCCAGCACCCCGCGCCCGGCCCGGCCCGCACCCUCACACUCAUCGCCAAGGUCAUCCAGAACCUCGCCAACCAAGCCCCAUUUGGGGAGAAGGAGGCCUACAUGGGUUUUAUGAACAGCUUCCUGGAAGAACACGGCCCUGCCAUGCAGGGCUUCCUGGAGCAGGUGGCCAAGGUGGACUUGGACGCCGCCCCCCGAGGGUACCAGGCCGCUGGGGACCUAGCCCUCCACCUGGCCGGCCUGCACGCCCAGCUCUGCACCAGCUUCUCCGAGCUGGACCAGGUGACCCGUGACAGCCUGGAGCCACUGCCCACCAUCCUGAGAGCCAUCGAGGAGGACAAGCCCGUCCCUGUGUCUGUGCCCCUGCGUCUGCCCCCGGCGCCCACCCAGGGCCACGCCAGCCUCCCUGCAGGGGAGAAGCGCCUCUUCCUGCCCCCACGGGAUCUCCCCAAACACACCCCGCUCAUCUCCAAGAGCCAGUCGCUGCGCAGCGCGCGGGCCCCGGGUGGCUGGGCGCGCCGGACCCCCGAGGAUGCGCGACCUCCGGGGACCCCGCGGCCGGUGCAUCGCACCCAGAGCGUCCCCGCCCGCCGGCCCGCCCGCUGCCGCGCGUCCUCGGGGUCCCGGCCGCGCCCCCCCGGCUCCACGCGCUCAGGCCCCGCACCCCGCCGCCCCUGGCCCGGGGCCUCGGCCUCGUUGCCCCGCAAGCCGUCGGUGCCCUGGCAGCGCCAGAUGGACCAUCCACGGGACGGAGAGCCGGCGCCUGGCCCCCCGCGGCCGCUGGGCAAGCUGGCGGAGCUGCAGUGCGACGUGGCGGCCGUGCGCGAGGAGCAGAAGGCGCUGGUGGGCCUCCUGGAGGCGCUGGCCGCCCAGGUGCGGACGCUGGCGGAGCAGCAGGAGCAGCUGCGGACACACUUGCAGGAUCUGGGCGCCGGGCUCCGCCAGGGGCGGUGCAGGCCGGAUGCAGGGGGCGACCCUCCCGCCUGCGAGGCUCACAGGCUGGAGAGUCUGGAGCGCCGCCUGGCUAAGGUGGAGACAGCCCAGGUGCAUCUGAGGAAGGCGGUGGACAGCCUGCAGCUGCCGCCCAGGACGCGAGGGGCCUCCCGGAGCCCAUCCCUGGCCCCCAAAACACCCCGUGUCAACGGAGGCGCCCCAUGAGCGGCCCACCGCGCCCCCCAGGGCCAGGAGGAGAGUCCAGGCUUGGGGGAGACCCCCUCCAAACCUGCCUCCUUCAGGCAGGCUGCCAAGUACUUUGGUGCCAGGAAGCUCCUAGUAAAGAUGUCGAUUU